Molecule: messenger RNA, 788 nt
Organism: Racocetra fulgida
Lineage: Eukaryota; Fungi; Glomeromycota; Glomeromycetes; Diversisporales; Gigasporaceae
Source: the annotation of a GenBank genome assembly
AAGUGGUUCGUCGGGUCGAAUAUGGCAAAGAUUAUGAAGUUAUCAGCACUGUUGCAAAGUUAGAAAAGGAAGAACAAGUAACAGAAUUCUUUCUUCAUCUUGACUCGCUAUUAAAUUCAAUAAGACGAGAAGAAAAACCUUUUGAUGAAAAAUUUCUUGAACAAUACGAAAAAGAACGGGAAAAGAUAGAGUCAUUAGAGUAUGAAAAAUUGAAAGCGGCAAGAAGAAAUUCCAUCACGGAGAUAGAUAAUCUGUUAACCCCAGAAGAACAAGAAAUUGUUCUUUCCCACCAAAUCCAAAUAAAUAUUCCUUAUUUGAAAAUUUUACCUACCUAUUGUAGUUGCGAAAUACCUCCUAAUUACAUAAUUACUUUUUUUGGACGGGAUUUUUUUAAUCGAAAAAAGAAUUUUGUUGGCGGCUAUUAUCAUACACGCGAACAAAUUCACUACAAUCAUAUAAAUUGUUGUCUAAAAACACCGGGGCAAAUCAACGAAUUCAAAAAUCGAGUUAUUGCAGCCAUUCAAAAGGAAAGACCUAUAUUUAGUGAAACCAUAAAGUCCAUAAUAAUAAGUAAAGAAGAAGAAAAAGCCAAAAAGAAAAAACUUGAAGAACUUGAAAAAGCCAAAAAAUUGCUUAUACAGAAAGAAAUUCAAAGAUUAAAAACCCAAAACUACAUAGGAAAAAUCAUCACAAUUCUUAUUUUCGCAAUACUAGGAAUAAUGACUAUUGAAAAACUUUUUUGGAAAAAGACAAAAAUAAUUAAACAGAGUAAGAAAAAUAACUAUUAA